AUGAAAACGACGCCGUCUGGCAGUGAAUAUCACCUGAACGGGAUGAACACUUUGAUUAGAUCUCGAAGUGGAAAUCAACAUACGGCGGAAUUUGAGCAUUUUAAGGAUUUUACUAUAGCCUCUGCAUGGGAAAGGUUUAUAUCGGAAAUAGAGGCUGUUUGUCGACAAUGGCUUGCUGAUGGCGCCAAGAAUUUGGUGGAAAAAAGUGCGAUUUGUUUGGAUGCCGCGAAGAGCAUUUACAAGGUCAGGUCAGAGUUGAAAUACUCUACGAAGAACUACAUCAUGGACUACUAUUUUGAACCUAGCAGUCAGGGUAGAGGUGCGGACUGGAUUACACCAUCUCAUGAUCUGCAGCAGUCUUUUGGAGUGAAAGACUUUUUGGUGAUUGCACCUCAAAGUGCUAGUGGUGUAGUUCUUGAUGCACCGGAAGCGAGCAAGCUAUUAAGUGCUGUAGCAAUAGCUUUGUCUAACUGUGCCAGCUUGUGGCCAGCAUUUGUUCCAGUACAUGAUCCCUCCCGCAGAGCUUACAUUGGAAUUCAGAAUAUGGGAACUAUUUUUACUCGAAGGUUCGAGGCUGACCGCAUAGGUAGCCAGGUCCCUAUAAAACUUAUGCAUCUUGAGGGACUGUAUGAGCUCUUUGUAUCUAAAUUUGCAUAUUCAACUGUGGACUUGUCAAUGCAUCUUUUUGAAGUCCAUUUUAAGAUGAAGUUGACAUACAGAACGCUUCCUACUGAUGAUGACGAUGAAGUGGAGCGAAAUGCUGAAUUCCAGGGCACUGGUGAGCAACCAGAGGUUGACACUAAUAAAAAAGUACAGUGGGAUUAUGUUUGUCCUUGGAGUGAGUGGUAUUCAGCAGAAGAUCCAGCCAAAGGACUGGAGCUGAUUACCGUAUGGUCAGAGAGAAGCAUUCUCAGUUCUCUAGACAUGGCCGAACUGGAAAAUGCUUCGCCGUUUGAUGCUGAAAAAUGGUUGAUGAGUCCAAAUAUUUCUCUAAACCUAGAGAUUUUGGAUAAAAGCAUGGUAGGAUUUGCUUCACAAUUGCACCUACUGGUUAAUGCACUGGAUUCAUCAUUGGAGGCUCAAUAUGUUGAGGAUUUUGUUUCAGUUGAAAACUCUGGAUCCGAAAAUGUGAAUUCCUCAGCAGUCAUUCCACCACCUACCGUUCUUGAUCGUGUGCUAAAAGAGCUCCUUCAUGAUGAUACAAAACUUAAUUUCGUCAAUGGAGAGACUAACAAUUCCCAAGCCAUUAAAGGAGCCCCUCUCAACUCACUUUUUGCGCAAUUUUGUCUGCAUGCGCUUUGGUUUGGAAACUGCAACAUACGUGCUAUUGCAGUAUUAUGGAUCGAGUUUGUUCAUGAAAUCCGUUGGUACUGGGAAGAGCUGCAACCUUUGCCCCGAAUGCCUACAAAUGGAACAAUUGACCUCUCUACGUGUUUGAUUCACCAAAAGCUACAGAUGUUUGCAUUAUGCAUUGAGAAGCUGCGUCAAGAGAAACAAGAGCAAGAUGGUGGUGCAAAGACAGAUGAUGAUGAUGAUUCUGUUGAGAACAGCAGUCAGAGUUUUAGUGAUGCAUCUCCUUCGCUUGAAGUGUAUGAUGAUUCAUUUGCAGAAUAUGACAGUAAAAAACCUUCAGACAAUCUGCUAAGAUCUUCAGUUGCUACCAGUAAGUCCAAUUCCAACCAACAGAAUCUUGCAGGGGCCACUGAUCCUAGUCCUUCUGAACCCACAAGGAAGGGAUCAGCUGGGGUGGUUGGGUCCAUGAUGCUCUUGAAAUCACAGCAGCAGAUGCAUGCUCCUCUGACCCAGAACCUACCACUUAUGACUGAAGAUAUGCAUGAAGAACGACUCCAAGCAGUUGAAGCCCUGGGAGAUUCAUUUAGCUUUUCCGCUCAAUUGGAGAAAGAAACCUUGUCGUCAGACAUGUCAGCUUUCAAAGCUGCAAAUCCUGAUGCAGUGUUUGAAGAUUUCAUCAGAUGGCAUUCGCCUAGAGAUUGGGAAAAUGAUGAUAGUGGGGAACCGGGAGUGUCUCAAGCUGAUGCAAAUAAAUUUGCAAACACUAAGUGGCCUCCUAGGGGAAGGCUGUCAAAGAGAAUGUCUGACAAUGGAAAUUCAUGGAGAAAAAUUUGGAAUGAUGCCCCUGCAGUCCCAGUAUCUGAGCAGAAGCCACUGUUUGAUCCAAAGCGUGAAGGAGAAAAGGUUCUUCAUUAUCUGGAGACGGUGCGGCCACAUCUCUUGCUGGAACAAAUGGUCUGUACUGCUUUUAAAGCAGCAGCGGACACACUAAAUCAUACUGAUUUUGGGGGACUAAAGCUGAUGAAGUCCAGAAUGGAGCAACUUUAUGUCACCAUGGCUUCUGCCUUGAAAUUUUUGCAGAGAAAGAAGACCAUUGACAGUGAGCACAUUGAAGACCUGAAACGGUUGUGUGACAUCUUCAAAAGUGUUGAGCAGCUACUGAUUACAGCAGCUUCACUUCAUCUAAAGUUCUUACGGGCACCACGCCUCUCAGAAGAAAUAUUCAAUGACUUUUACAAAGUUUACCUUCCACGGAUGGGAACAGGUGCUGAGAACCGCGAAACGGACAUGGUGCCUUCAAAGAAGCAUCAAAUAUUGCCGCGUGAACGAGAAGUGGUUGCAGGCAUGUUUACUCCUCCAACUGCCAAUCAGUCUUGGAGGAAGGUAUUAAGCAUGGGAAAUCUCCUAAAUGGCCAUGAGCCAAUCCUAAGGGAGAUCAUCUUCUCCAAGCGUGAUCAUGUGAGUGGAAGCUACUAUGCGGGUAGCGAAGAUGGAGGACAUUUACAAGAAAUAGAAACGUAUAGGAUGUAUAUGUCCGGAACCUCGAAUGAUAUUAGCGUAGCCCUAGCUGUUGCAUCUUGCGAUUAA
Molecule: messenger RNA, 2880 nt
Organism: Oldenlandia corymbosa var. corymbosa
Lineage: Eukaryota; Viridiplantae; Streptophyta; Magnoliopsida; Gentianales; Rubiaceae
Source: the annotation of a GenBank genome assembly